CCCGGGCCCCCUCCGCGUGGGUCCGGCAGGGCGCCCAGAGAAUGCCCCGGGGCUCCAGCGGUGGGCUUGGCCGGUGCGUGCGUCCUGCCGCCACCGGGCUGCUUAUUGUUUUUAAUUUGAAGACAGUGACAAUAUCCUGAUUUUGCUACCCUACACUUUGGGUUCUGAAGUGAGUUUUAUCUAAAAAUUGCUGCAUAAUGCCAGAUACAAGCAGCAUCUGAGGAAAUUUGCAGCAGUUCCAAGAGGAGCAUAUUGCUUCCAUAAGACGUCAGAUGGAACUCAGAAUUAAAGACUUGGGAUCUGAACUCUCCAAGAGGAAAACUUUUGAAGAUUCUAAUAAAGCAGAGUUGGAAAAAUAUAAGCAACACUACCUAGAGAAACUAAAAGAAAGUCCUUGGAAAAGAAACUAGACAAUGUUCACACAGUGUAAUGGGAAUUCCAUUUAUGUGCGGCAACUUACAAAAUGCAAGUCACAGAGGGAAACAUGAAUGAAAUCCGUGCUUUCCAUCUUCCCCAGGACUAAUGAGCGCCUGGCAGAGAUCAGCACCAAACUUGAGGUGGAGAAACAGCAGAAGAGAUCUUUACUCAGCACUCCUAGCAGCACGCCAGUCCUGGAGCCCUCUUCUGUUGGAAAUUUCAAUCCUACUUCAGGGUUCAAUGCAAAUCUUCUUUCAGGAGCAAUUGUAGAGUUUUCUACCUCAAUUCCACACCGUUCAAAUGACAGCGUGGAGACUUACUUGACCGAGAAGAGCAAUCUAAGGUUUCUUCGACAGCACUGGAGCUACGUUGCGUCCUUGAGAGCUAUGAACCUGGAGGACGUGCUCUCGCUGCGCAAUCACAGCGGGCCUCCAAGCACUUCAUCCCAAGUCAGAGACCUGCCCCCGCUGAGGCCUAAGAGGAGGAAGGAAAGGCUUGACCCCUGUCCCAGGGGCGGGCUGCCUACCACAGACCCAAGGUCACGGUGCUGUGCGCACAUACAUCUUUUCAAAGAAGAGAUUGGGAACCAGGUUAACUUCGAGGAAUUUAAGGACGGUUUCAUGGCUGUGUUGUCAUCACAGGCUGGUCUUGCCUCCUCAGAUGAAGACAGUGGGCCUUUGGAGUCAGGUUUCUCUUCCCUGAGGUGGGAAGAAGGCCACUUGCCUUUCCCGACUUGGGGUGUGAUCGUGUGACCCUGG
Molecule: messenger RNA, 1175 nt
Organism: Cervus elaphus (red deer)
Lineage: Eukaryota; Metazoa; Chordata; Mammalia; Artiodactyla; Cervidae
Exons: 6
Coding region: 489-1169 (226 amino acids)
Source: RefSeq, a predicted model, not a curated record